AUGCUCACUCGUCUCGUGCCGGAAUACGGAGUUUUCAGACAACUCAACGCCUCAAUUUAUUACCCGGAUGUUCAAGCAAGGGUUUUUAGAAUAGUACGCGACACUUCAAGACAGAUUUACAGCAAGCAGAUUGCAUCAUGGACAAUUGCCAACAAAGUCAAACUACUUUAUGGUAAGUUUGAUGUCGACAUAAGAAGUACAACGGAAUACCGCGUUGUUACAGCACAGCAGCCACCAUUUAUACAACUGAGCGGCAAUCCCGAAAAACCAUACGAGGGUGUCUGCAUUGAUCUCCUCGAAGAGAUUAGCAAAGAGGUCGUUGGUUUGCGAAUUUAG
This is a messenger RNA of Cylicocyclus nassatus, 336 nucleotides long. The record is from the annotation of a GenBank genome assembly. Lineage: Eukaryota; Metazoa; Nematoda; Chromadorea; Rhabditida; Strongylidae.